This is a messenger RNA of Linum tenue, 1600 nucleotides long. Lineage: Eukaryota; Viridiplantae; Streptophyta; Magnoliopsida; Malpighiales; Linaceae. The record is from the annotation of a GenBank genome assembly.
CCAAAUUCAAAAAGUUCGUCUUCGUCCCACUGUCUUCUCUCCGAAGUUGGAUUUCCAUGGUUUCCCUCUCACCAUCUCCUCCUCGCCUCAGUCCUCACCCUUCGCCGCCUGUCUUCCGCGCGUCGCUAUCCUAGUCACCGCUAGUCAGUUUACGUCAGCCACCUCGACGCCAGUUCUCACCAGUUUUCGCCGCACCUAUCCUCCGUCUCGCACUCUCUUCCCUCCGCCCCUCCUCCUUCCGAAGCUCCUACUAUCCCGUCACUGGCAAUACGAUCGGCUGAACUUCUCGCUCUUUGUUCACUUCGUUUCAGCCGGCCUGAAAUUAAGCUUGCAUUUUGUUGCAAACUUCUCCAGCUAGCAAGAGUACACCGCAGUGGCCAGCGAGGAAUAACUGAACAAGUAGAAGAUGGGUUGGAACUACCCAGGAAUAUCUUUGGAGGAGAUGGUCAAGCUCAUAAAAGGGUUUGUAGAUAUAUUGCUUCUGGCAUCUGGGUAUCUGUCAACUGGGCUUUUAGCUGAUUGGGACUCCCACAACAUAAAAAAAGCGUUUCAGUGGGCUUCCUUCUUUCAGAAUGUGCUUACUGAUAUGAGCAGCACUGACGAUUACCAAGAUUCUGUGAAGGAACUUAAAGCAGCUCUCUGUCACCUGAAAUCUGAUACAUCUUUCCCUGAGGGUCUUGCAAGUAUAUCCUAUGCUUCCCUUCUGCAUGCUAAAGAUUUUGUCUUGGAACAUCUAUGCGGAUGCUUGCCGUUGAGGAACUUACAUCUCCGAGCUCUUCUAUUAGCAAUGGUUGAGGUGGAUCUGGAAAAGCUUCCUGGUGCGGAGCAUGACCGCCUCAAUACAUAUCUGAACAAAUUACAGCUUAAGAAUGCUCCUGGCACCUCAAGCGCCCAGAUUUUGGAGAAAAAUACCACUCCAACCACAAAGAUCAGAGAAUGUAGCAGAGACUUGACAAAUUUGACUAUUGAAGCGUGCCUUGCAAGGCAAUCUACCGUGUUAUCUAUCUCAAAAGUUGAGGAAGGAUUGGCUAUUCUAUCUGAUGCUUGUGGACUUAGUAGUCAGACUGAUUCCACCAGUCUGUUACUCGAGAAACAAAAGCAUAGCAGAGUCCUAAUGUCAAGUGGGAACAUGGAGCUCUUGGUGCGGUAUGAUAUGAGGAAUGGUUGGAGAUCAAAGAAUCUUUCGUACUUUUUGCACAAAAGAACUAUUAGGAUGGUUGCAGGGGCCAGCAUUAUGCUUUCUCCCCCCAAGAAUCAAUGGGAGCAAGUCUUGAAACGGUUGAUUGCAUCAACACAAUGCAGGGAUAACUGGAUACACGAAACAAUAGAACUUCUCUUACUUGGGUACAUAGCGAACAAAUGGAGCACGGUAGUCGAAUAUCUGAUGUCAUUUUCUUGUGACACAUUAACUGUCUUGAAGAUGUUUCAAGCGCUGUGCAACUUACUUCCUACGAUAAGCCAAGCUACCCAUUUCAAAGUUCAAGCAGCAAGUUCUAAGGAAACUGGCAUUCUUGAAUAUGUGGUGGAUUUACUUGGUGAUCAUCUUCAACCAUUGUGGCAGUUGUCGCCAGUACUUGUAGCAGUGGGAAUUCCAUUCUGA